Caenorhabditis sp. 36 PRJEB53466 is the source of this 549-nucleotide messenger RNA. The record is from the annotation of a GenBank genome assembly. NCBI's taxonomy places the organism in Eukaryota, Metazoa, Nematoda, Chromadorea, Rhabditida, Rhabditidae.
AUGACGACAAAAGCUGCACAACAGGCUGCGAGGGUCGUCAAACCCGAACGAUUUCCGCUCUUUCUGUACAAAAGUAUUCUCCGGUACGUUUUAUCACUGCAAACAGCUCAAUAAUUCGAUUUUCAGACUCCACUAUGGUUUGCCAAAGCCGGCACGUCUUAUGGGCGACAUGUACGUGAAGGACGAAUUCAAAAGACAUUUAAACGCAAAGCCAGAGUUUGUGAAGCCUUUUAUCACAGAAUGGACGGUACGAACCUACUUUUUGUGGAGCCUGUUGUUUAUUUUUCAGAAUUACUGUGUGAUGCUGUCAAAGCAACUCUCGAGCGCCGGAAUCCGAAAAGGAAAUAUUGGAAAAGUUGGAGAAAAUUUGAAACUUUCAGUGUUUUAUCGGAUUUUCAGGAUUUGGAUGAAGAGAAAAUGGAACAAUUGAGCAAUGAGCACAUUCAGCAGUUGGUGGAACUGCGCGUGGAAGCCGACCGACACAUGGGACGCGACGACUUCAUGCGGAACUUGCAAGCAGUGACGGAAAGCCGAGAGAAACCGCUGUGA